AUGACCGCGGACCGCGCGCCCGGGAAGGGGGAAGCGCGCCUGAGCCUCUUGGGUAGAGCGCUCGCGUACAGCGCGCACGGCGCCCGAAGGACCGCGCGCUACCGGCGCGCGCAGAUGCACCUGUACAACGUGCUGGAGCGACCGCGCGCCUGGGCGCUGCUCUACCACGCGCUCGUGUUCAUCCUGGUGUUCGGCUGCCUCGUUCUCUCCGUGUUCUCCACCAUCCCGGCCCACCAGGACCUCUCCUCCCACUGCCUGCUCAUCCUGGAGUUUGUCAUGAUUGUUGUGUUUGGCCUGGAGUUCAUUCUGCGCGUCUGGUCUGCGGGCUGCUGCUGCCGCUACCGAGGCUGGCAGGGCCGUCUGCGCUUCGCCAGGAAGCCCUUCUGUGUCAUCGACAUCAUCGUACUCAUCGCUUCGCUUGCCGUCGUGUCGGCGGGCAGCCAGGGCAACAUCUUCGCCACUUCUGCUCUGCGUAGCCUGCGCUUCCUGCAGAUCCUGCGCAUGGUGCGAAUGGACCGCCGGGGCGGCACCUGGAAGCUCCUGGGCUCUGUCGUCUACGCACAUAGCAAGGAGCUCGUCACAGCCUGGUACAUUGGCUUCCUCGUCCUCAUCUUCUCCUCCUUCCUGGUGUACCUGGUGGAGAAGGAGUUCAACAAGGAGUUUGCGACGUACGCAGACGCGCUUUGGUGGGGCACGAUCACCCUGACCACCAUCGGCUACGGAGACAAGACCCCCCAGACGUGGACGGGGCGCCUGCUCUCGGCCGGCUUCGCUCUGCUGGGCAUCUCCUUCUUCGCGCUGCCUGCGGGCAUUCUGGGAUCCGGCUUCGCUCUGAAGGUCCAGGAGCAGCACAGACAGAAGCACUUCGAGAAGAGGCGCAACCCGGCUGCCAGCCUCAUACAGGCGGCGUGGCGCUUGUACGCGACGGAUGCCGGGCGGCCGUACCUGAGCGCCACCUGGCAGCACUACCGAGCGCUGCUCCCGGCUCUCAGCCAGAAGCUGAGCUUCAAGGAGCGCGUGCGCUUGGCCAGUCCCCGCGGUCACAGCAUCCGCAGCCGGCAGUCGUCCGCCAGCGACCGCCGCUCCCCGGGUCCCGACCCCAGCGCGGAUGGAACCAGCCCAGCCAAGGUGCAAAAGAGCUGGAGCUUCAACGACCGCACGAGGUUCCGGCCCUCGCUACGCCUGAAGAGCCAGACUCGAGCGGCGCCGGAGGCGGACGGCGCUCAGGGUGCCGACGACGCCUUUGAUGACAAAGCCUGCCACUGCGAUGCGUCCCCGGUGGACCUCACGCCAGCGCUCAAGUGUGUCAUCAGAGCCGUGAGGAUAAUGAAGUUUCUCGUAGCGAAGAAGAAGUUCAAGGAGACGCUGCGGCCGUACGACGUGAAGGACGUGAUUGAGCAGUACUCUGCAGGACACCUGGACAUGCUGUGCCGCGUCAAGAGCCUGCAGACUCGGCUGGACACCAUUGUGGGUCCACAGCAGACCCGGAGCUGCGGAUCCAAGAAUAUUUCCUCCCCCUCCCUGCACUUAUAUUACAACCACAACAGGUGGAAGUCCUCGGCCCCUGGGGUGGACCAGAUCCUGGGCAAGGGCCACAUCCAAACGGACAAGAGGUCCAAGGAGAAGGUCCUCACCCCCGACGCUGAGGCGCUGGACCACAUAAGCAUGUUGGGACGGGUCUGUAGGGUAGAGCAACAGGUCCAGUCCAUUGAAACCAAACUGGACUCGCUGCUGGACCUGUACCGGCAGGCGCUGCGCAAAGGCUCGUCCUCCACCCUGCAGCUCGUGGGACUUGAGCAGGUGUCCGGCUCCCAGAGUUCCACCUUGCGGAAGGAGCACUGCAGCCCGACGCAGGAGUCUCGCUCAGCCAGUAUCAGCUCGCCACGGCACUUGCACCUUGUCCUGCCCCCAAACGAGCUGGGCCUCAGUCUCAACAGCCCUCCGUGCGGCUCUCAGUCCUCCUCGCUGUUCAAUCCAUCUCCUCCACCUCCGGAGAGCAGCUCCACCAGCUCCCCGCCGCCCCCCCUGACGCCCAACAGCCUCUCUAGGGUUGCAUUUCCUGACCUUGCCAGGUCACGGCCCAUCCUCCCCUCAUCACCCACUACUCUGCAGCUGCCCUCUUUGUCCCCACCUCCUGGACAUUUCUCCAGCUCCUGUGAGGCGGAUGCAGAACGAACCCCCGCUGGGCUCCAGCUGAGGAACGAGUGCAAUGCCGAGGAGGACGAGUCGUGGAGGCGGGACGCUAGCCUGGAAAUGGGCCCUGUCGCGUCGCCGCGCUCUCCCCCCGCCGACAGCCUGGACAAGUCUCCGUCGGUCCAAGACUUCCUGAGCAUGGACUCUCACCCUGAGCUCUCCUUGAGCUGCAGCAAAAGAAGGGCAAACAAAACAUCCCAAAGGGCCCAGAUGUCCCCAGCAGGCAGCGGGGACAGGAAGGCAGAAGUGCUCCCUGACAACAGGGACCGGCACACGUCAGGAAGCAGCUUCGGCGUGCAGCGUGACCCUCCCGGAGGCCCGCUAGGGGCUGAACCAGUGCGGCCACCUCCAGCAGGACAAUCUCCAGCAGGACUGGUCCACAGCAUCCCAGAGCUAAGGCUCACAUAGGCUGCGGUGGCUUUCGAAUGAGGCCCAGACCGAUCACUCGUGUCACAGCGAGGGCCGAGUCCACGCGCUCAGGGUGAACGGAGCCUGCCAGGGAGAUGCUCACAGCAGAGCCCCUGACCCUUUGGCUCGAGCGUGAGGCAGCCUUCCGGGGCCUUUCGCACACCACCUUUCCUUCUUCUCAGUCACCGGUUCGAGAUUCAGACACUCGUUCGUCAGCCAGGGGAGGUUACGUGUUCACGCUCCAUGGUCAUAGUGACUGG
Messenger RNA from Scleropages formosus (Asian bonytongue), 2861 nucleotides. Its product is annotated as potassium voltage-gated channel subfamily KQT member 4-like. NCBI's taxonomy places the organism in Eukaryota, Metazoa, Chordata, Actinopteri, Osteoglossiformes, Osteoglossidae. The transcript has 14 exons. Gene Ontology annotation, molecular function: voltage-gated potassium channel activity. Gene Ontology annotation, biological process: potassium ion transmembrane transport. Gene Ontology annotation, cellular component: membrane; voltage-gated potassium channel complex. The record is from RefSeq and is a predicted model, not a curated record. The coding region runs from base 1 to 2601 and encodes 866 amino acids.